Molecule: messenger RNA, 2894 nt
Organism: Exophiala mesophila
Lineage: Eukaryota; Fungi; Ascomycota; Eurotiomycetes; Chaetothyriales; Herpotrichiellaceae
Exons: 1
Coding region: 83-2845 (920 amino acids)
Biological process (GO): microtubule nucleation; mitotic cell cycle; cytoplasmic microtubule organization
Cellular component (GO): gamma-tubulin complex; centrosome; spindle pole
Molecular function (GO): microtubule minus-end binding; gamma-tubulin binding
Source: RefSeq, a predicted model, not a curated record
GCCCCCUGUGUGGUCGUCGCACAUUGUUCAAGAGAGAACACUCUGUAACAGCCUCAUUCACCAUGUCCUCGAUAACAGCAAAAUGUCACUCCAAACAGAAAUCGAUGCGUUCACAAGCGACAUCCUCACCGAGAUCCCCGCCCUCGACAUCAAGUCGUCUCCGAUCUGGGAAGGGUUUCGAUUCAACAGCAGCAUCGAAAGCGGCGUGUUUCGGCUGAAUGAACUCAAGACUCACGAUCUUCCAAUCUUGAAAUCAGAUGUCUUUCAACUCGCCAUUGAAGAUGUUCCCUUACCAGAUCUGUCUACUCCUCCAUCAACCACCCCGUCAGAAUCAAGUGGUGAAGAGUUGGGUCAUAGCGGACCAGAUAAAGACGAGGAAGAUCAACUCGCAAAUCUUUGGAGCCUUCCGGACGUGGUCAAUAGACGGUCUGAACCUCAGCUGGUCAGUUGGGACAACUUCUUGGACGAGGCGCAUGAAGAACCAAAAUCGGCGUAUUUGAGCGAACAAGAGCCCCGAGUCUUCAGUGCCGUUCUCGCCAGCGUCGAGCACGCAGAGACCUCUCGCAUUGUCAAACCAGAUGCGAUUCUUGAUGCGGUAUUCGAACUCGUCAUGGGCCGUGGCUCUGGACUUUUUCGGUGGAAUGAAACAACAACGACAUUUGACUUGUUGUGGGACAAUAUGACUGCCUUGGGUUACAGUAAAGCGCUGCUUCACAAUUCGAUUUCCAUCUUCGUCAAGAUUGGCGUAUACAGCAGAUGGCUACUCGCGAUGUUUCAAGAUAUAGAUCUGGGUGGGAUCAGCCUACACCCUGCGAGACUGGCAUUGUUGUCAGCCGCGAGGUCUACUCUCUUUGUUGUCCACCAAUAUCUAGAGGGUCUCCGAGUGGAAACGAGAUCACUCCUUCAGUUGCACGCCACUAUCGGGAAGGUAUCCGACAUUACUAUGGCCUUGUGGACACUCUGCAACGAGACCUCGACAUGCCGAUCCGAAGAUGUAAUGCUCGGUGUCGUCCUUCAGGAAGCGUUGAAAGCAUCAGCUACACAUCCAGGAAUGGUCCCGAUUCUGCGACUGGUUUUCAACCAAACACUCCGCCCACGCCUGAUUGAACUUGGCAAUGAGAUUGGUCUGGACAAUAAGCUGCCUUCAGUUGAAACGGUGGACGAAUUUGAUGGCAAGAUGGAAAGCGCCUGGGAGAUAUUGCUACCCCCCGAUGUCUGCCAGCUCGCAUCUCAGGCCAAACACAGCCUGCAGCUCCUCAGAAUCUAUGCAAGAGACUCUGCUCUCUGUUUUGGGCUACAAAAUACAUCGCAACUCGAAAUCUGGCUGCAACCAGUGCAUACAUGGAGCGACAUUGGCCGACUCCAAGACGUCUGCAACAGCUAUGAGACGACCAUGAAAACCGCUCUAUGGUCUCCAGCGAUGAACCAACCAGUCAACUCAUGUCUGGCCGAAGAUAAUGCUGGACAGCAAAUGCAAAAUGGCCCUUUUCAACUCGAUCUAAACCUUUUCCAACCUACGACAUGUCUAAAUCGAUCGUCGUCGACGUCAGACCAGUUUCAUGACAUCGUCACCGAAUACUUGACAGAUGAACACACCAAAACCCCAAGUGCACUGGAACUUGACUUUAGGGACUCUUUAGUAUUCUCCCUCAAGCCCGUGAUCUCGACCCAGCAUCGACUUGUGUCAUUCUCUGUUCUAGACCUGCUAUUCGAGUCGCACGAUGUAUAUUCCCACAUCAAGCUUCAAAUGGACGUCCAUAUGUUUCGGAAUGCCGAUUUUGCACAGCGACUAGGCAUGGCACUCUUCGACCCUGAUCAAGGCAGUGGAGAAGGUAGACGACGCCAAGGCGGUUCAACCGGGUUACGUCUCCAAGAUCGUGGAACUUGGCCACCAUCGAGUUCCGAAUUAAGAGUUGUGCUCAUGGGAGUUCUCUCUGACAGUCUUGCCUCCUCCUCCUCCUCCUCCUCUUCUUCUUCUUCUUCACGCAACCAGACCCACGAUGAGACUAUAUCCUUUGCCAUCCGGGAAUUGACGUAUGAAGAGCUGGAAAAAUGCCGCAAGGUCGACUCGGUCCACGCACUCGACUUUCUCCGGUUACAGUAUCGGCCAGCUAGUCCCGUGCUCGAGACUGUUCUAACAGUUCCAAUUCUGGACAAAUACGACCGCAUCUUCCAACACCUUCUCCGCCUCCUGCGAGUUCAUAGUGUGACGCAGCGACUGCUCAGAGACAAUUUCCAUUCCAAGGACAAAGCCCAGUAUCAGUUAGCAGAUCAGAGACUGAUUGCUCAAAUGCAUCAAUUUGUCACUGCUCUUGCAGAUUACACUCACAAUUCCGCCAUAUACUCUGCUUGGACCAAACUCAGCUCAACCCUUCAAACUGUCCAUUCCCAUAUCCGGAACAGAAACUAUGAACGAACCUUGGAAAUGGUGAAGAGCCAUGACUACCUACGUGCAGUCCAUGAAAGGACGCUUGACACGAUCCUCCACUCGUUGACACUAAAGACCAAACAAUCUGAAUGUGUGCGGAGACUGUACGAGGUAUUUGACGUGAUUUUGCAAUUUGCGGCAUCCCGACGGAAACAGGAUAUGUCAAGUAUGGCGAAUAGCGAAUUAGGUAUGAGUAACGAGACCCCGACGAAACGAUUUGACGAAGAUUUCCGGACCAAAGUAGUCCGAUUUAUGGAGGUGCUGCGAGAACAGGCACAAACGGCGGAGGAGUCUGUAAAUAUAGAUAUAUGGGGAGGGUCUGUUGAAGAGUCGCAUCACCAAGAUGGAAGAGUGAAUCUACUCCAAAUGCUGCUCCUCCGCCUCGACAUGACGGGCUACUGGAGUCGAGUAAGAUGAAGAGGGCGAAGAGUAGUAAAAGACAGACGAAGUUUGUAACAUUAAUCCA